Messenger RNA from Castor canadensis (American beaver), 1494 nucleotides. It is a transcript of the gene Yeats4, whose product is annotated as YEATS domain containing 4. Gene Ontology annotation, biological process: regulation of DNA-templated transcription. The record is from RefSeq and is a predicted model, not a curated record. NCBI's taxonomy places the organism in Eukaryota, Metazoa, Chordata, Mammalia, Rodentia, Castoridae.
CCUUAGCGCCUGCGCACAGCGCGCCGUCGCCCCUCCUCCCGCUGCGCUCUCCAGCCGCGCAGGGCUGAAUGGCAAGCCCGGACCCCACGGGCCCGGAGGAGUCGGCCUUUGCUCAGCGCCGCGAGCCCCGGGUGACUCGUCGUCCUUCUGCCAGAAACCCUCCGUCCCGGCCCGCGUGGGAGAAGCGGGGCCUCUGAGGGGAGCGGCGAUCCCGCCGGCCCCGGCGUCUUUCCCUGGCUGCGGCGGCUUCUUCCGUGGGACAAUAUGUUCAAGAGAAUGGCCGAAUUUGGGCCUGACUCCGGCGGGAGAGUGAAGGGAGUUACUAUUGUUAAACCUAUAGUUUAUGGUAAUGUUGCUCGAUAUUUUGGAAAGAAGAGAGAAGAAGAUGGGCACACCCAUCAGUGGACAGUCUAUGUAAAACCUUACAGAAAUGAGGAUAUGUCAGCAUAUGUGAAGAAAAUCCAGUUUAAAUUACAUGAAAGCUAUGGUAACCCUUUAAGAGUUGUGACUAAGCCUCCGUAUGAAAUUACUGAAACAGGAUGGGGUGAAUUCGAAAUAAUCAUCAAAAUAUUUUUUAUUGAUCCUAAUGAAAGACCUGUAACCCUAUAUCAUUUAUUAAAGCUGUUCCAAUCAGAUACCAAUGCAAUGCUGGGGAAAAAGACAGUGGUUUCAGAGUUCUAUGAUGAAAUGAUAUUUCAAGACCCAACAGCAAUGAUGCAACAAUUAUUAACAACGUCUCGUCAGCUAACAUUAGGAGCAUAUAAGCAUGAAACAGAAUUUGCAGAACUUGAAGUGAAAACCAGAGAAAAAUUAGAAGCUGCCAAGAAAAAAACAAGCUUUGAAAUUGCAGAGCUUAAGGAGAGAUUAAAAGCAAGUCGUGAGACUAUAAAUUGUUUAAAAAAUGAAAUCAGGAAGCUUGAAGAAGAUGAUCAGACAAAAGACAUAUAAACAGUUCUGAAGAGAACUUAUUAGUAAGACUUAAAUGGCAGAAUGAACUUAAUGCAAAUGCUGUGACGUUUCCGAGAGGAACUGCAUGUAUAAUUGUCGACCAGGGAUGUCUCAGCAAGGAGUCAAGGUAUUCAUUCUAUUUAAGCAAUCUUUAAUGGGAAAUAUAUGUGUAAUAAUGGAUGCUCUCUAUAGGCAUUUCACCUUCCCAUUUUUAGAGAAAUUGUAUGAUGGUAAGCACAAUUUUUAAAAGUUUUUAUUGGGGUAUGUGUGUAGCUUAUUUUCCUUUUGGCAGGCAUCAGAAUUUCAUUAUAAAACACAACUUGUACAAAUUUUCUAUUUCUCUAGUAGUUAGAAUUAGUGAAAAGAUUAGUAUGUGUAUUUACUUUUUUUCAAGUUUGUAUCUGCUCCCAUCCCAUUUUAUAUAUAAUGUUGUUGCCCAAUAUGUAUUCAAUAAAUGUAGUUUAUGGGUCCUAUUUCUGCUUCUUGGUGUGUGUUUUUUCCUCUUUGAAGACUUUCUGGAGCUCCCUCAGUACAAGUAAUAUAUCU